Messenger RNA from Hylaeus anthracinus, 1319 nucleotides. RefSeq names its product mitochondrial import inner membrane translocase subunit Tim17-A-like. Gene Ontology annotation, molecular function: transmembrane protein transporter activity. Gene Ontology annotation, cellular component: mitochondrial inner membrane; TIM23 mitochondrial import inner membrane translocase complex. The transcript is spliced from 2 exons. Gene Ontology annotation, biological process: protein import into mitochondrial matrix. NCBI's taxonomy places the organism in Eukaryota, Metazoa, Arthropoda, Insecta, Hymenoptera, Colletidae. The record is from RefSeq and is a predicted model, not a curated record. Bases 186 to 770 code for a protein of 194 amino acids.
UAUAUUUUUUAAAUAGAUUUUACGUGAACCGAGAAACUUGUACAGAAUCAUACGAUUGUAUAAAAUUAUUUGAUAUCACGAGUCAAGAAUUCAUUCGGAGACACGAUUAAAAUAAAUCCCUGCGGUCGAUCAAUUAUGCCAGUCGCCACACAGAUGGAUUGACAAACUCGGAGGAUUUUACGAAAAUGGAAUAUAAUCGCGAACCUUGUCCCUGGAGGAUAGUGGACGAUUGCGGUGGUGCGUUCACUAUGGGUGCCAUUUGCGGUUCACUGUUUCAAAGCGUCAUCGGGUUCCGAAACGCGCCGUCGGGGAUCAACAGGAGGCUCUUCGGAGGGAUGAUGGCGGUAAAGAAUCGAGUGCCUCAAAUAGCAGGCAACUUCGCCGUCUGGGGUGGUCUUUUCUCCGCCAUCGAGUGCACCUUGAUACGGUGUCGUUCGAAGGACGAUCCCUGGAACUCCAUACUGAGCGGUGCCCUAACCGGUGGCGUCCUGGCGGCCAGGACAGGCAUCCCGUCGAUGAUAGGAAGCGCUACAGUUGGUGGUGUCUUCUUGGCCCUGGUCGAAGGAUUCGGCAUCAUGGCCACGCGACUUCACGCCGACUCCUUCGCCCAGCACAUGCAGAUGUACGAUGUGGAGAACCUGCCAGAGUUUCACAUCUCCCCCAGGACGAGGGUGGGUUUCGGCGGGGCACCCAUAAACGAGGACAUUCCUCCCAGACAGAUAAACGGAACCAACGGUAUGGAGGUCGACAGAUUCGGCAAAGGUAGAUGAGACCUCUCGUGAACUCUGUGUCGAUGUACAGUUCACAUGUUGCCUCGCGUUAUGUACCUUUCCGAGAGUUUAUUUUGCGAAAAAAAAUUGUCUUUGUACAUUCCUGUCGUUUUUAACAAUCCAUCGACGCGCUUCACCGCGGCGUUUUAUUGGAAAUGGGGGCGACAUCGCGCGGGAGGACAGAUUUUCAGGCAGAUAACUUACAAACGUCGAAUCGAUCGGAGGCUCCUAGACUCCGAGAGCGAUAUACCGACGGUGAACUCGUACCUUGAGAGCUCCGUAAGAAUUUAAUUGUACCUUGAUAUUGAUAUUCUCCUUUUUUUUUUAUACAUAAACGGCAUGUUGCAUUGCUAAUAAAGUGUUGCCUAAAAUGUUUGUAUCUUCGACUGAAUGCAUUCGACAUUGCACGUCCAAUCGCGAGGAGGAUGCACCGUUGAAGAAGACUGGUCGACCAGCGGACGGUUGUCCAGCGUUCCAUUAUCCUCGACGUCUCUGUCUCGUCGACGACGAAAACAGAUCCCAAAGAUAACGCAGCAGACUCUCGAUGGC